Aspergillus thermomutatus is the source of this 402-nucleotide messenger RNA. RefSeq names its product O-methyltransferase. Bases 1 to 402 code for a protein of 133 amino acids. Gene Ontology annotation, molecular function: O-methyltransferase activity; S-adenosylmethionine-dependent methyltransferase activity. NCBI's taxonomy places the organism in Eukaryota, Fungi, Ascomycota, Eurotiomycetes, Eurotiales, Aspergillaceae. The transcript is spliced from 2 exons. The record is from RefSeq and is a predicted model, not a curated record.
AUGAUCGAGGCCACCAAACGAACCAUCGAGAAGUAUGGGCUUCAGGAUCGAGUGACUCUGCUCGAAGGUCCCGCACAGGACUCCAUUCUCACGCUCACUGGGACCUUUGACAUUGUCUUUGUCGACGCAGAGAAAGAGGGCUACGAGGAUUACGUCAAGACCGUGCUCGAUCAGAAACUCCUAGCCCAAGAUGGCUUGAUUAUCUGUGAUAAUGUCUUCUCCCGUGGGUUGGCCAUCUCCGAGGACGCCGGCAAGCAUUUGAGACAGGAUCUGGUCCCAUACUGGAUUGAGUGCGGGAAAAAGAUGCAAAAGCUGAGUGCAUUUUGCAAGAAUGACCCGAGAAUCGACAAUCUGGUCUUGCCUUUGUAUGACGGAAUGUCUCUCAUCCGAUGGAAAUCGUGA